AUGCCUGAUACUGAACCGUCUAAACUCAGACAAGAUUCAAAACAUAGUGACGUUGAAUGCCCUACAUGUAAAGGUCUAGGAAAAGUUCCUUCGAAUGAUCCAAUUCUGAAUCAAAAUGAACAUCAUGAAAACUAUACGUUUGUAGAAUCUAAGGCAUUUAUACACGUCGGAAACCAAACAAAUACAAAUAUGGCAUCUGAUUUCAAUAACUUGAAAUUAUUAACAGAAAUGGAUACUAUUAUUGGUUGUGUAACAGACUUAUUGCCAGAAAAAUCACCACUUGAUAAUCCAAAAGAAGUUAUCAAAUCAGUACAAACUCGUUUGAAAAAUACUAAUUCAGAAGAACACAUUAGAGCAAUUUCUGAUGCGGUGCAGGUAGCACGAAAUCACCAGAAAUUAUUAAAACCACAUAUAAACUUGAUUAACCAAAAAAUUGUCCAAUUUCUUAACAGUCAACGAAUUUUUUAUGUCCGAUUAGCGUGUCAGUCAGCUGGUGAACUUUUUAGGACAAUGCGGUGUACAGAUCGACCAUUAUUUGAUAGCAUUGUUACUGGACUUAUGAACCGUACAGCGGAUAAAAAUCAAAACAUCCGUAUUGAUGCGAAUUGGGCACUUGAUAAAAUGGUGAUCAGCAUCCCACCGUUAUAUUCCAUAAAUUCAAUAGCUAACUGUAGUCAACACAAAAAUCCGGCUGUUAAAAUAGCACAGUUGCGACUGAUGCAUUGUGUUACUGUAAUUGCAGAUCCAAUUAAAAUAUUAAGUGGAAUAACCGGACUAAAAAAAGCUAGACAAUUAAUUCUUAAAAAUUGUGUAGCAACAAUAGAAGAUGCAAACGCGGAAAUCAGGUUUCUGUCAAAAAAGCUCAUGCAACUUUUAAAAAGUACUUGUUAUGAAAGUUUCUGCUCUUCAUUAGUUCAAGAUAUUAGUUGGGAUGAAUUGAAAAUUGCUGAAAAGAAUUUAAAUAUGGAAGAUUUAGCUGAUAUUUUGAAGAAAAAUAUUAAAUGA
Molecule: messenger RNA, 1005 nt
Organism: Rhopalosiphum maidis (corn leaf aphid)
Lineage: Eukaryota; Metazoa; Arthropoda; Insecta; Hemiptera; Aphididae
Exons: 9
Coding region: 1-1005 (334 amino acids)
Biological process (GO): mitotic spindle assembly
Cellular component (GO): microtubule organizing center; mitotic spindle; spindle microtubule
Molecular function (GO): microtubule binding
Source: RefSeq, a predicted model, not a curated record